AACUGUCAAACAAUAAAUUGGAAGGAGAAAUAGUCCAAGAAUUUAUUCAUUUGGAUUCACUCUGGUACCUUUACCUUGAUGGUAACAAUCUCACAGGCACCAUAAAAGAUAGUCUUUUGAAUAUCAAUUUGAUUUCUUUGGAUAUUAGUGACAACAAAUUUGCUGGAAAUAUUCCAAGAUGGAUGGGUCACAUGACAAGUUUAGAACAACUCUCUAUGUCCAAGAAUCAUCUUGAAGGUCCUAUCCCUAUUGAGUUGUGUAGCCUGGAAUUCCUCUCUAUUUUAGACUUGUCAGAGAACAACUUAACAGGGUCAAUUCCAUCUUGCCUCAAUCAAUCCUCAAUAGAGCGUGUUCAUUUGAGUAAAAAUCACCUGGGAGGUCAACUUACACAUGCUUUUUUUAAUAACAGUGCCUUGAUAAUAUUGGAUCUUAGUUACAAUGAAUUUGUUGGAACGAUUCCAGAAUGGAUAGGCAGUGUCUCCAAAUUGAGCAUUCUUCUCCUCAAAGCAAAUCGGAUUGAUGGUAAGAUUCCAAUUCAAAUAUGUCAACUUAUGAGACUAAGUGUGUUGGACUUGUCUAGUAACCAACUGACUGGUUUAAUCCCCAAAUGCUUGGGUAAGAUAAGUUUAGAGGCUACUGAUGAAAAAUCAAAAUCCAUGGAAUCUGUGUCUAUGGCUUUCCAGUUUGAACCUACAAUGCUAAUCUAUUCCUCCAGCAGAAAUAAUUUCUUCAUUGAUGUCUCAGCAAGUAGUGCUCCUCCAGAAGUGGAAUUUACAACAAAGGGAAAUUCAUAUUACUAUGAAGGUAGCAUCCUUAAAUAUAUGUCUGGAAUUGAUCUCUCUGCUAAUAGGUUAAUUGGUGAAAUUCCAUUUGAGUUGGGAAAUUUGACUGAGAUACAUGCAUUAAACUUGUCACAUAACAACCUUAAUAGCACGAUCCCAGAAACAUUUUCUAAGUUACAUAAUAUUGAGAGCUUAGAUCUUUCCCACAACAAAUAAGAUGGGAAGAG
This is a messenger RNA of Ipomoea nil (Japanese morning glory), 1009 nucleotides long. RefSeq names its product probable LRR receptor-like serine/threonine-protein kinase IRK. The transcript has 3 exons. The coding region runs from base 183 to 998 and encodes 271 amino acids. Gene Ontology annotation, molecular function: protein binding. NCBI's taxonomy places the organism in Eukaryota, Viridiplantae, Streptophyta, Magnoliopsida, Solanales, Convolvulaceae. The record is from RefSeq and is a predicted model, not a curated record.